Lucilia cuprina (Australian sheep blowfly) is the source of this 876-nucleotide messenger RNA. RefSeq lists its product as uncharacterized. The transcript has a single exon. Gene Ontology annotation, biological process: DNA integration. Bases 1 to 876 code for a protein of 291 amino acids. The record is from RefSeq and is a predicted model, not a curated record. Gene Ontology annotation, molecular function: nucleic acid binding. Lineage: Eukaryota; Metazoa; Arthropoda; Insecta; Diptera; Calliphoridae.
AUGUAUAAACUACAUAAUGGUCGUAAAGCACCUAUUGUAAAGGCCUAUGUAGCAGUAUUUAUUUGCCUAGUUACAAAGGACAUUCACCUGGAGCUGGUUUCUGACCUAAGUUCUGAUGCAUUCUUAGCUGCAUUAGACAGAUUCGUUGCAAGAAGAGGACUUUGCGGACACAUUCAUAGUGACAAUGGCACUAACUUUCAAGGAGCUGCUAAAAAACUUGGCGAAAUUUACAAAUUGGUAAAGAGUUUUGAAUUUAAUACUAAUGUUUCGAACUUUUUGUCUUCUAAAGGUGUACAAUGGCAUUUUAUACCGCCUUCUGCACCACACUUUGGAGGAGCUUGGGAAUCCACUGUGAAAAGUAUGAAGUAUCAUCUUAAGAGAACUAUUGGUCAAGCUACUUUAAAUUAUGAGGAAUUAACUACACUGUUAACAAGAAUUGAAGCACUAUUGAAUUCUAGACCAUUGGUGCAAGCUGACUCCGAUGGUCUACCCUAUAUUAAUUCUGGUCAUUUUUUAGUUGGCAGACCUUUGAAUGCUCUACCUGAAGUUGAUGUCAGCCACCUAAAGACGUCUACUCUUUCUAAAUGGCGAUUAAUUCAACAGUUAUCGCAAUAUUUUUGGUCACGAUGGUCUAAUGAUUAUCUUCUGUCACUUCAACCUAGGAAAAAGUGGCAGACAGAAAAAUGCAAUUUGAUAAAAGAUGAUGUCGUUUUACUACGAGAUGAGAACUUGCCUCCCGCAUGCUGGAAACUUGGUCGAGUGAUAGAAACUCAUGCUGGUUCAGACGGCUUAGUCAGAGUGGCUACUAUAAAGACUGAAACAUCCACAUUUAAACGUCCGAUUACUAAAUUAUAUCCCUUACCAAAAGAAGAUUGA